AGGAUUUUAAGUGUAAAUUAGGAAAGUAGUGUCUUCCAUUGUAAAUUGUGCAAUACCGCUCCGAUAAAGGGAACUUCACUGAUGAUCAGAGAGUUAGAAAAAAGGUUUUCCAAACUCGUUCAAGUCCAAGGUUGCAGUUUCUCUAGUCAACUGCUCGUUGAAGAAACUGUGCAACUUUGGUGCAAACUUUGUGGUAGUUGAUCAUGAUGUGCUAAAUUAUACCUAUGAAGACGACUUUCUGAUAGAAAGGAUUUUUUUAAAAAACAAAAAAGAAAAAAAUUAAAGUCCUGCAGGGAAAUUUUUUUUUAAAUUUGAUCAUGGAGCCUUUAUGGAGGCUUUUGUAUUUGCUGGAGCCCGCUCCAAUUACACUAAUUGUGACUGCAGUAGCUGUGACUUUUGGAUCUGCAUUUCGUGCUCUCAAUUACGGAAAAGAAAUGGAGCGUAAUCGUGAUUUUUCAGAAGCAUCAAUUACAUUGGAUCGGUCUCAAGCACUUAUGAUCCCAGUAAUGAGCUCUUUUAGUUUGUUAUUGAUGUUUUACCUGUUCUCUUCAGUCUCACAAAUCCUCACAGCAUUCACAGCCAUUGCCUCUAUUUCAUCCCUGUUUUUUUGGCUCUCUCCCUAUGUAGCCUUUUUAAAGUCAAAGUUUUGUUUGGCCGACCCUUAUGUGUCACGGUGCUGUUCGAAGUCAUUUACAAGGACCCAAGGGCUGUUAUUGUUGUUAUGUUGUGGUACAGUUGCAUCUUGGCUUGUCUCCGGAAAUUGGAUACUUAACAAUUUGUUGGGUAUAUCUAUAUGCAUUGCCUUUGUGAGCCACGUUCGUCUCCCAAACAUCAAAAUCUGUGCAAUGCUCCUUGUUUGUUUGUUUGUAUACGACAUAUUCUGGGUAUUCUUCUCUGAGAGAUUUUUUGGAGCGAAUGUUAUGGUAUCAGUUGCAACACAACAAGCAUCAAACCCUGUUCACACUGUUGCCAAUAGCCUAAGUCUCCCUGGGUUACAAAUGAUUACAAAGAAGCUGGAGCUGCCUGUGAAGAUUGUCUUUCCAAGAAACCUGUUGGGUGGAGUGAUUCCUGGAGAAAAUGCCACGGACUUCAUGAUGCUGGGUCUUGGUGACAUGGCAAUUCCUGCUAUGCUUCUUGCAUUGGUCCUCUGGUUUGAUCAUCGAAGGAGCAGGGAUACAGUAACUCUCUUAGAUCUACAUUCUUCAAAAGGGCACAAGUACAUUUGGUAUGCCCUUCCUGGAUAUGCCAUUGGGCUCAUUUCAGCUUUGGCAGCUGGUGUUUUGACUCAUUCCCCUCAACCUGCCCUUCUUUAUUUGGUGCCUUCUACUCUGGGACCAGUUGUUGUCAUAUCUUGGAUAAGGAAGGAGCUAGUAGAGUUAUGGGAUGGCCCCAUGCCGAAUCUCACUGAUAAAGCUCACCAGGUUGAAGUUUGAGCUUCUUUUAUCUUUGUAUCCAAAAGUCACAUGGUGCUUCUGGAAGAGCCAUUUUAAAGUUGUAAAUUCACUUUGGAAAUCCUAAUAGAAAAUUAGCAAUCAAUGGCCA
Molecule: messenger RNA, 1542 nt
Organism: Humulus lupulus (European hop)
Lineage: Eukaryota; Viridiplantae; Streptophyta; Magnoliopsida; Rosales; Cannabaceae
Product: signal peptide peptidase-like 1
Exons: 4
Coding region: 318-1433 (371 amino acids)
Biological process (GO): membrane protein proteolysis
Cellular component (GO): cytoplasmic side of endoplasmic reticulum membrane; lumenal side of endoplasmic reticulum membrane; Golgi-associated vesicle membrane
Molecular function (GO): aspartic endopeptidase activity, intramembrane cleaving
Source: RefSeq, a predicted model, not a curated record